Molecule: messenger RNA, 828 nt
Organism: Paramuricea clavata
Lineage: Eukaryota; Metazoa; Cnidaria; Anthozoa; Malacalcyonacea; Plexauridae
Source: the annotation of a GenBank genome assembly
AUGGGUCACCUGGGAUCCGAGAGAGUCUUGGAUCUCGCGAGGGAACGGUUUUACUGGCCAUACACGAGAAGGGACAUCGAGCACUUCGUUACCCACGUCUGCGGCUGCUUAAGACAAAAACGACCCAAUUUACCAACUCGAGAACCACUUCAAUCCAUUACCACAACUUCCCCCUUUCAGCUUAUUGGUAUCGACUUUGUCCAUCUUGAACGUAGCUCGGGAGGUUAUGAAUAUAUAUUAGUAGUGGUUGACCACUUCACAAGAUACGCACAAGCAUAUCCUACUAAGAACAAAGCGGGGAUUACGGCCGCUGACAAGAUAUACAACGACUUUAUUCCCAGAUUUGGAUUUCCUGAACGAAUUCACCAUGAUCAGGGUAAAUAAUUUGAGAAUAACUUGUUCAAUAGGUUAGAGAAGUUGUCAGGAGUUGGUCACUCGCGUACAACUCCCUAUCACCCGCAAGGGAAUGGCACAGUGGAACGCAUGAAUAGGACACUUCUUGGCAUGCUUAGAAGCCUUCCUGAACAACAUAAAUCAAACUGGAAAGAUCACGUUGCGAAGUUAGUACAUGCGUACAACUGUACUCGUCAUCAAACAACUGGUUACUCUCCGUUUUUCUUGCUGUUUGGUCGAUCUCCGCGAUUGCCAAUUGAUCUUGCAUUUAAGAUGGAAAAGGCAAAUGAUCCAACCGGGUACCCUCAGUACGUGGCCAAAUGGAAAACAGCAAUGCAAGAAGCAUACGCGAAAGCUUCAACGGCAGCGAACAAGAACGCAAAACGGGCGAAGAAACACUACGGACAAGAAAGCUCGAUCAACAAUGUUAAAUGA